This is a messenger RNA of Staurois parvus, 612 nucleotides long. The record is from the annotation of a GenBank genome assembly. NCBI's taxonomy places the organism in Eukaryota, Metazoa, Chordata, Amphibia, Anura, Ranidae.
AUGACUCCGGAGCACGAGCUGGAGAGUGAAGAUGAUGAUGCGGCGCCGGAGGAGGUCACCUUCCAAAGCGCUAAAAGCCGGGCGGAGGAGAGCGCCCGCCUGAGAAGGGAGGUGGCCAGCAGAGAGAAGGCCCUCUUAAAAGAGAAGAGGAAACGCAAACAAGAGCUUUUCAGUGAGCAAAAGAAAAAUAAGCUGCUUUCAGACGACAUCCUUCAAACGGUCACUGCACUUUCAGAGAAACAAGGUGAACCCUCUGAACCUACUGAUGAGACAAAGGGAAAAGGCAAUGCAGAGAAGAAACACAGUGGCAAACACAAACAUGCUAAGAAGUUACGUCCUAGAAAAAGGCUCCAAAACAAAUAUGCUGUUGUGCACCUGAAUGAUCAAAAUACAGUAGAUUUACAGCAACAAAAGGCAAAACAGUUCCUCCAGAACAUAUUGUAUGGAAAAAACAAAAACAGGACCACAGCAAAUGAAUUUUUUUCCAUUUCAAGAAAAAAGGGAGCAAACAAAAUGCCAGCAGUUCAGUUUACAGUCAACUCCUGGGGAAAAGAGGAGAAAAAGAAAGCAGCGAAGUUCAACCUUCAGUGGAGGAAUAGAAAGAAACUCUGA